CAUAAUAACACUAUGUACAAACUCUUUUCUUAUUUUAAAAUCACACUCACAUAAUUCACAUUUCUAAUCUCUCUUCUUCCUCACUCCUCUGACCACCAUGAGGUGGCGGGCGCCUCCAGGCCUUGGCGUCGCCGCCAUGUCCUACGUGGCUAUCGACUACCUCCGCCACAUAUCGCCGACGUGGCACGCGCGUCUUCAGCCAGCACUGUGGUCUAUUCUCGCUCUAGCUGCGGUGAUUCGUGUCCCCUUCUACAAGCACUGGUUCUCCGAGUUUCGUGCGGCCAUACCAUUUGUAGCUUCCAUGCUCUUCAUGCUCUCAGCUCUCCUCUUUGAAGCUCUCUCUGUACGCUUCGUCACCGCCGUGCUCGGCCUAGACUGGCACCGUGAUACACCUCCUCUUCCGGACACUGGCCAGUGGUUACUACUGGCACUUAACGAGAAACUUCCCCAUGUCAUAGUUGAGAUACUGAGAGCUCGUAUUAUUGGACUGCACCAUUUCCUAAUGCUGUUUAUGAUGCUGGCAUUCUCUGUACUAUUUGACUCUGUAGAAGCUCCUGGCCUUGGCCUAGGUGCAAGAUACAUGUUCACCAUGGCAAUUGGACGUCUUCUUCGGGCCAUAUCAUUUGUAUCUACUAUUUUGCCAUCAGCCAGGCCUUGGUGUGCUACUGCUCGCUUCAGAGUCCCUGCAUAUCCUCAUCAUUGGGCUCAAAAAUAUUAUGUACCUUAUGCUUCAGAUGCUAAUUCUAUUCGGCAAUUAAUCCAAUGGGAUAUAGCCUAUGCUGAUACUGGGAAAUACCUUGGUGACUAUCAGCCAGACUGGGGUUUAAUGAGCUUCCUAAUAGAUUACCUGCGACCCACUGCUUCAGAAGGAUCCUCCUGGUACAGUCUGCUAAAGAAAGCUGGAGGUGGCUGCAAUGACCUCCUAUACAGUGGCCACAUGCUCGUUGCAGUAUUGACAGCCAUGGCUUGGACGGAAGCUUAUGGAGGUUUUAGCUCAGCUCUUAUAUGGCUUUUUGUAAUGCACAGCGCCCAGAGAGAGAUACGAGAGCGCCACCAUUACACUGUUGACUGUGUUGUUGCCAUAUAUGUAGGCAUCCUCCUCUGGAAGAUGACAGGUUAUAUCUGGCCAGUCAAGGAUGCAUCCCGUGGUAGAAGGCUUACUAAGCUUGAAAAAAUUCAGGGUAGACUAAUCCAAGCUGCGAAGGACUCAGACAUGGAUAAAGUGAGGGAGCUUCUCGAAGAGGUUGAGAUAGGCAGUCAAGAGAGCCAAAACAAAGGCCCCAACAGGGCUAUGUGGGUGUUUGCUUGUGCAACCAUUUUUUCUGCACUUACCAUUGUUCUUUUGGCCUUCACAUGGACCAGCGAUGGAUGAUUUAUUUUUAUUUUAAGAUUUUCUACCACGAUGUCAUUUUAAUUCUAUGUAAUUUUACAUUUUUCUUCUUUUGUGAAAGUUGUUUGUGUAGGAUAUGUCUUGAGGCUUUUCUGUUUACUAAAUGAGAUGAUUUUGUGAACUUUCCUUAGAUAAAAAUGGUUGCUUAAGCGAACUUACAUCAAA
This is a messenger RNA of Quercus robur (English oak), 1555 nucleotides long. RefSeq names its product protein PHLOEM UNLOADING MODULATOR. The record is from RefSeq and is a predicted model, not a curated record. Lineage: Eukaryota; Viridiplantae; Streptophyta; Magnoliopsida; Fagales; Fagaceae. The transcript has 4 exons. The coding region runs from base 98 to 1372 and encodes 424 amino acids. Gene Ontology annotation, molecular function: ceramide cholinephosphotransferase activity; sphingomyelin synthase activity. Gene Ontology annotation, cellular component: Golgi membrane; endoplasmic reticulum membrane. Gene Ontology annotation, biological process: ceramide biosynthetic process.